CACUUGGCACCCGUGUUUAUUAGUAGCGUUAUCCCGCAAGACGGGGUUGACAAGACACAAAUGUUUGUUCGAUUAUCGAGGACUCAUUGUGCGUAAAAUGUAUGUAUACAGAUCAAAUUAACGUUAAUAAUCAAGCCUAUAUAAAGUAUAAUGAUAUCUCAGUGAAUCCUAAAACUAUUAAUACGUAUAAAGUGAAUCUGAUUGGCACCAUUAAAACCUCUACUCUUAUUAUGAGAGACCGAGGACUCCUUAAAAGCUUUAAAAAGAAACCAUCUUCAUCUAAACUGAGGUUUCUUUGGAGAUGAAAAGGUAUGUCAAUCAAAACCACUAUCUACAUGUAUAUUAUUACUGAACAAUACUCUUACAAGAGUUGAUACAUAAUGUUUGAAAUUUACGAAUACAACACUGUAAUGUGAAUAUUAAAACGAAGUGUAUGUGUUGACUACACGGUGACAAAGCUCAGAAUGUCUUUCUAUACACUCUACCUUCACCACGAAAACAUCCACUCACUCACAUAACUCUACAUUGAACUGAACUCAUCGUUCAGCCAAUAGAAAGCAUUUAUGUUCUAAAGUCGCUACGCUCCACCGAACAUAAAUAGGCAUUCUAUUUUCUCAUCACUACCCGUCAUUCAACAUAACACCAACUUUCAGUUUCAAGGAAUGAGAGCACUUGGCACACAGAAAAUCUAAAGAACGGGAAAGAUAUAGAACAAUAAAUUGAUUAUGUCAAUUUGAAUCCACAGAUUCUAGAUACCAACACUUUAUAGAUAAAAGUAUCAGUCUUCGGCAGAAAUACUUAUUCAACAAUCCUGUCUUUAAAUGUCGGUCAGUAUUUGAAUUAUUUUACACUGAACCAAUGCUAAAAUAUAAAGUCAUCUCAAUGUAAAGCAAAAAGCAGCAAACCCUAAGUUACACAUUGCAAUGUCUCCAAGAGGUAUAAAGUUCAAUGAUCGCUUCGUGUUAGGAAGAAUCAUAACAAACAAUGCUGUAACUGGCUCCGUCUGCGAUUGUUUGAAUAUCAGUUCAAAUGUCCCAUCGCUGAUAUAUUUGACUGAUGUUGAAUCACAAAUGUUAUGAAGUCCAUAUGACGUAUAUCCAUCCUAUGUCAGAUUUGACAACAUAUUUGUCACAAGACAAUUGUACAUUCUUUCAGUUGUGUUGAUCAGCCCUUUAGCACAACGGUGCUUGCAACAUCUGUGCCAAAAUCCCUUAGUUCGGCAUAUAAACAUCACUUUACUUUAAUUACUGCUCUACCAGCCUGGAAAUAUAUCCAUUAACAAAUUUUAAAUGUAUAAUUACAACAAUAUCUUUAACAAUAAAUCUAUUCGUGAACGAUUCACUGAUUUUCCAACAGCUCAUCUGCAAUUCAGCAAUAUCUAAAGAAAAUUUUUCAAUAUAAAUGGACACCAUCCAGAUCAAAAUACCUGAAAAGUAAUUGACCAAUGAAAUACAUAUAGAAAUCAUCAGGUUGUAUAUUGCCUAUCAUGACAUGUUUACCUGUGAAUUGUAAUUAUUAUGCAGUGGUACAUUACACACGUCUAAACUAUAAACUUGUGUCAGCAUAUACAUCGUAAUCUCACAUAUAUAGAAAUGUCGUUAGCAAUUCUCAUUUUGUGCACUAUCAUAUAUAACCUGGUGUAUUCACGUGCAUUUCUCAAUAUGUUUAUCUGAAUAUCUCUGCGAGUUUACCUAAACAUCUCAAUGUUUACCUGAACAUCCCAAUGUUUUUGCCUAUACAUUUCAAUGUGUUUACAUACACAUCACAUUACAUCUGUAUAUCCCGUAUGUUUCAAGGAUUUUCCAGUUUUCUUGCCCGCGCAUUACAGUUUGCUAACCUUCAAACCACAGUGUGCUUACCUUCACAUCAUAUUGUGAUUAACUGCAACCAUGGUGUGCAUAUCUACACAUCAAGAUGUGCUUACCUACACAUCACUGUGUACUUACCUGCACAUCACGAUGUGCUUACCUGCACAUCACAGGGUGCUUACCUACACAUUACAGUGUGCUUACCUACACACCACUAUUUACUUACCUGCACAUCACGAUGUGCUAACCUGUACAUCACAGGGUGCUUACCUACACAUUACAGUGUGCUUACCUACACAUUACAAUGUGCUUACCUACACAUUACAGUGUGCUUACCUACACAUUACAGUGUGCUUACCUGCACAUCUCGCUGUGCUUACCUGCACAUCACUGAUACCCUGCACAUCAUAACGUGCUUACCUGCUCAUCAAAGUAUGCUACCCUGUACAUCACGUUGUGUUACCCUGCAUAUCACGGUAUGCUACCCUGCACAUCGCUGUGUGCUACUCUGCACAUUACAGUGUGCUUACCUGCACAUCACAGUGUGUUACCCUGCACAUCACGGUGUGCUAGCCUGCACGUUGCGGCGUGCUAAUAUACACAUCACACUGUGUUACCCUGCACAUCAGGGUGUGCUAAUCUGCACAUCACAAUGUGCUACCCUGCACAUCACGGUGUGCCAGCCUGCACGUCACGGCGUGCUAAUAUACACAUCACACUGUGUUACCCUGCACAUCACGGUGUGCUAACCUGCACAUCACGGUGUGCUAGCCUGCACGUCACGGCGUGCUCAUAUACACAUCACACUGUGUUACCCUGCACAUAACGUUGUGCUAACCUGCACAUCACAGUGUGCUACCCUGCACAUCACGGUGUGCUAGCCUUCACGUCACAGCGUGCUUAUAUACAUAUCACACUGUACUAACCUGCACAUCACAGUGUGCUACCCUGC
Molecule: messenger RNA, 2760 nt
Organism: Owenia fusiformis
Lineage: Eukaryota; Metazoa; Annelida; Polychaeta; Sabellida; Oweniidae
Source: the annotation of a GenBank genome assembly